Molecule: messenger RNA, 447 nt
Organism: Metarhizium album ARSEF 1941
Lineage: Eukaryota; Fungi; Ascomycota; Sordariomycetes; Hypocreales; Clavicipitaceae
Exons: 1
Coding region: 1-447 (148 amino acids)
Source: RefSeq, a predicted model, not a curated record
AUGCCGAUUGGUGUGGAAUUUACCGCAGCACGUGAGAUUGGGCGGAAAGGGGCGCGGUUACAGUGGUUGUGGGAUCAUACAGGUGGCAGUGCAGUGGCGCAAAGACUGGCGGCAACGUUCUUGAUCUGCGGGGUAGACUGCAGCAAGCUUGGAGAUAGCGCGCCCGCGGAGAGCCUGUGGCUCCUAGAGCCUCCAACAUAUCGUCAACCAACGCUCCAUAGGGCACACAUGGAUCGCACUCAACUCGAACGGCAAACACUUUGGAUCCCCAGCUUCGACUCCGACUUUUCCGGCAACAGAGGUGGCGUGCCAGCGCAGGGCCAGCCUACUGCGGCGCAGCCUACCCCAACCACGGCCGGUCCGCAUAGUACCGACACGAUGAACAAGCUGGAUCCGACUGUGGAUAGCCAAGCCGCCCAGCCGCAGGCGCCAUAUAGAGCUGCCUAA